This is a messenger RNA of Daucus carota subsp. sativus, 1214 nucleotides long. Its product is annotated as F-box protein PP2-A13. Lineage: Eukaryota; Viridiplantae; Streptophyta; Magnoliopsida; Apiales; Apiaceae. The record is from RefSeq and is a predicted model, not a curated record. Bases 103 to 963 code for a protein of 286 amino acids. The transcript is spliced from 3 exons. Gene Ontology annotation, molecular function: protein binding.
UUCUUCUCCACCUACACCAAGACAUGUAGUUAACUCCCUCUCUCUCCCUCUCUCUCUCGAUCUCUCUCUCCCUCUCUCCGUCUCUCCCAACACUUCACUUUAAUGGGUACAACCUCCUCAACUCUCUCCAACUCCACCUCCUCCACACACCGUCCCAUCAAACUCAAACUCGAUGACAUACCCGAAAGCUGCGUUGCCUUGGUCCUCUCGUAUUUAGACCCCCCUGAGAUUUGUCAGCUCGCGAGACUUAACAGGGCUUUUCGGGCUGCUUCAUCUUCUGAUUUUAUAUGGGAUGAUAAGCUGCCCGGGAACUAUAAGUACCUUGUGGACAGGUUUCUUGAUGUGGGCUCUGCUCAUCUUCUCAAGAAAGAUAUUUAUGCUAGGCUUACCAAGCCUAUUUCGUUUGAUAAGGGCACCAAGCAAACAUGGGUGGACAAGAGAACUGGAGGGGUGUGCUUGUCGAUUUCGGCAAAGGCGAUGUCGAUUACAGGGAUUGAUGAUCGGAGAUACUGGAAUCACAUUCCGACUGAGGAAUCCAGAUUUCAUACAAUUGCGUAUCUUCAACAAAUUUGGUGGCUUGAAGUAGACGGGGACAUUGACUUCGAGUUUCCCACAGGAACAUACAGCCUUUUGUUCAGGCUCCAGCUUGGAAAGAUAACAAAGAGACUUGGACGCAGGGUUUGUAAUCCUGGAAACAUACAUGGCUGGGACAUAAAACCCGUCCAGUUCCAACUAACAACACUGGAUGGCCAACAUGCUGUAUCGCGUUGUUUCUUGGACAAUCUAGGAAACUGGGCUUACUAUCACGCAGGAGACUUUGUGGUCGAGAAGCCUAAUGCAUUGACAAAUAUUAAAUUUUCAUUGACGCAGAUUGAUUGCACUCAUACGAAAGGUGGUCUCUGCGUCGACUCUGUUUUGAUAUGUCCGAGUAGCUUAGGGAAGAAUCUGAGAUGCACAGUUUAGAUUAUCAGAAGUGGUGUGGAAACUGUAAAUAGUUAUGGUACAAUCAAACAGGAUAGCUGCUCUGCAGCCAUCAAAUUAUUUGCAGCUUGGUGUUUGGGAAGCAAUGCUAGUUUUCUUCUCUUGUACUAUACAUGUUGCAUGUAUUUUUGUUAGGAUCUUCUCAUUUUUCUUUUGUGAGGUGAGUGUUGUACAUAAAUCAGGAAUGUAAUAGUUUGUUAGUUAUAUCAUAAAUUUCAGAUUGAAAUUUCGUA